Ilex paraguariensis (yerba mate) is the source of this 1365-nucleotide messenger RNA. The record is from the annotation of a GenBank genome assembly. NCBI's taxonomy places the organism in Eukaryota, Viridiplantae, Streptophyta, Magnoliopsida, Aquifoliales, Aquifoliaceae.
UACCCACAUUCACACUUAUACAUACAGCUCUGUGUUGUACGCGUUUUGAGAGUGAGUGACAGAGAGAGGCAGAGAGAGUGUGUUCUUCUGUGUAGAGAGAGAGAGAUCGUCGUAGAGUUCGACAAUGGAGGGCGAGGAAGUGAGCAACAAACAGAUAAUUCUGAACGACUACGUGAUUGGAUUUCCCAAAGAGUCGGACAUGAUUGUCAAGACGAGUACUAUCAAAUUGAAGGUUCCAGAAGGUUCGAAUGCUGUUCUGGUCAAGAAUCUCUACCUUUCUUGCGAUCCCUUCAUGCGACCUCGCAUGAAGAAGAUGGAAGGGAGCUACGCUGAGUCCUUCACUCCUGGUUCUCCUAUAACUGGAUAUGGAGUGGCCAAAGUUGUGGAUUCUGGGCAUCCAAACUUCAAAAAAGGUGACUUGGUUUGGGGAGUAACUGGAUGGGAAGAGUACAGUUUCAUUACAGCUCCAGUGGCUUUUUUCAAAAUUGGACAUACAGAUGUGCCACUUUCCUACUAUACAGGAAUUCUCGGAAUGCCUGGCAUGACUGCUUAUGUUGGAUUUUAUGAACUUUGCUCUCCUAAGAAAGGAGAGUAUGUCUUCAUUUCAGCAGCAUCUGGAGCAGUUGGCCAGCUCGUUGGGCAGUUCGCCAAAUUGAUGGGCUGCUAUGUUGUUGGAAGUGCUGGAACCAAAGAAAAGGUUGAUCUGUUGAAGAACAAAUUUGGGUUUGAUGAAGCUUUUAACUAUAAGGAGGAGCAAGACUUAGAAGAAGCUUUGAAAAGGUACUUUCCCAAUGGCAUCGAUAUCUACUUUGAGAAUGUUGGAGGAAAGAUGCUUGACGCAGUGCUCAUGAACAUGAGACUCCGUGGUCGCAUUGCUGUCUGUGGGAUGAUCUCACAGUACAACCUUGAACAGCCUGAAGGAGUUCACAACUUGUUCUGUCUUAUUACAAAACAGAUUCGUAUGGAAGGGUUCGUAGUUGGUGGCUAUUAUCACCUUUAUCCCAAGUUCCUGGACAUGAUUCUACCUUACAUGAAAGAGGGGAAGAUUGAAUAUGUGGAAGAUAUAGCUGAAGGCAUUGAACGUGCCCCGGCAGCUUUGGUUGGGCUCUUCUCCGGCCGCAAUGUUGGGAAACAGGUCGUGUUUAUUGCUCAUGAAUGAUGCACUUCACUUCACUGUAUGUUCCUUGGCUUUGUGGUUUGAAAUAAUACGCUCCAUGGCAUGUGCUUUAUUGCUGUUGUAAUACUAAGUUUGGUGUGUAAUAAUGCUUUUGCAUCAUAGUAUUCUGGGAUGAACUUAUAAAUUGAAUGAAAUAUAUAUUACCAACAAUAACUGGUAUUUAGUGUUGAAAUAGAAUUGAAAAUGAU